AUGUCUCAUCAUCGCGCAGAUGCAAGUGCUCUUCUCGAUACUCGUGGCUAUUCAGGCCCCCUGAUUCGCGGCGUGAACCCAGCAACACUCUUCGAGAAAGCAGUUCGAGAUCGAAUAACGGACUCCUACUACUGGAAAGAGCAGUGUUUCGGACUGAAUGCGGCGACUCUUUGUGACAGAGCGGUAGAGUUAACUUAUAUCGGCGGCACCUACGGCGUGGGCCAGAAGCCAACUCCUUUCCUCUGCCUUGCUUUCAAGCUCCUCCAACUUGCGCCAGAGAAAGAAGUGAUAUUGGAAUAUUUGAAUUUCCACGAUCCAGAAGCAGAUGAGGAGGAUUUGAAGGUUAGGGGGGAUAGCACGGACGCAGAUGGAGGUGCAGGGGAUGCACAGGACAGAGCUGAUGCAGCAAUACUAAAAGCUACGGGGGAUUUCAAAUACCUGCGCGCGCUAGCAGCGUUUUAUAUACGACUUACUUUCGAGCCGGUGGAGAUAUAUAAAACGCUGGAACCACUUUUGACGGACUAUAGGAAGCUGAAGAGGCGCACCAAGGAAGGCUUCUUGCUAACCUACAUGGACCAGUUUGUUGACGACCUACUCACUAAAGAUCGCGUGUGCGGAACUAGUUUAUGGAAGAUACCAACGAGAACCAUAUUGGAAGAUUUGGAUAUGCUCGACGAACGGAUCAGCCCUUUGAAUGAUGAGCUGGAAGAUCUAGAUGAAGAAAGUGAAAAGGAAGACAACAAGGAGGAAGGGGAGAAUGGCGAAGAAGAGGCCGCCAGUCCGUGAUUUAUCAGAGGCCCUUGAAACAUAAAAAAUAUGUUUAGAUAUUGCAAUAAGUCUAUCUAGCCAAAGCUCUGUCCGGCGAGACCGUGAUGCAGAUUGGAGCAACUUCCGAGUUAUACUACGGGGAUUCUGAGUUAUACUACGACAAUCCCCGUAACAUGGCGAUUUUCAAAUGCGCCACCAGACUUAUUGCAGCGUGACAUAGAGCGGUCGCAGACUCUAAACCCAAUGUGUGUGUGUGUGUGUGUGU
Messenger RNA from Trichophyton rubrum CBS 118892, 1033 nucleotides. RefSeq lists its product as uncharacterized. Gene Ontology annotation, cellular component: precatalytic spliceosome. The transcript has a single exon. Lineage: Eukaryota; Fungi; Ascomycota; Eurotiomycetes; Onygenales; Arthrodermataceae. Bases 1 to 786 code for a protein of 261 amino acids. The record is from RefSeq and is a predicted model, not a curated record.